AUGUGUUCCUUCAUCGCCAUCGUCGCCGUCCUCACGAGCGCCCUGCUCGCAUCCGCCCAAGUGGUGCCUCAAGGCCAAGCAGCGCCUAAAGCCCAAGCGGCGGCGGCUCAAGCCUGCUGGAGAUGCCCGUCCGAUCAAGGACAGUUCAAGUUCCAACAACAGGCUGGAAGCGACCCACUCCACUGCCAAUUCUUGAAGGACGGAAUGGCUUAUUAUUGCGAUUAUAAAGUGUGCGAUUCCUUGUUAAAUAAUCCACGCGACGCGCGUAUGCGCUUCUGGUCCGAAGUUGAUUCCGACGAUGUGGCGAUCUACCAAUGUGAUGCUAGAUUUAUUGUGAUUCAAGGCAAGUAUGGGAUAGGAGCAUGA
Molecule: messenger RNA, 366 nt
Organism: Laccaria bicolor S238N-H82
Lineage: Eukaryota; Fungi; Basidiomycota; Agaricomycetes; Agaricales; Hydnangiaceae
Exons: 3
Coding region: 1-366 (121 amino acids)
Source: RefSeq, a predicted model, not a curated record